Molecule: messenger RNA, 1494 nt
Organism: Pestalotiopsis fici W106-1
Lineage: Eukaryota; Fungi; Ascomycota; Sordariomycetes; Amphisphaeriales; Sporocadaceae
Exons: 1
Coding region: 1-1494 (497 amino acids)
Molecular function (GO): FAD binding
Source: RefSeq, a predicted model, not a curated record
AUGUUGGAAGAAAAGAAACCUUUCCACAUCAUUGUUGCCGGCGGUGGACUAGUCGGGCUCAAUGCCGCGCACAUCUUCCAAACUCUCCGCACGGCACUAGCCGGUUCCCGUGACAUCCAAUUCACUAUAUUGGAAUCGCAUUCGACUAUUACACCGUACAUUGGCUCCCUCCUGGCGCUAUGGCCCUCUACCUUUCGGGUCUACGAUCAGCUUGGGUUAACGUCGGCCCUGAAGCCCGUGCUCGACGAGACCGUCACCACGGUCAACUUCCGCGCCGACACGGGCAAGAUCAUCAACCGACUGACCGAGCUGGGCCCCUUGAUGGAGCGCAGACAUGGUCACGGGUUCCGCGUCUGCCAUCGGCCCAAGUUUGCCGAGACCCUCUAUGAGACGCUGAGCGAGGAGACCAAGGGCCGCGUGCUGCUCAACAAGCGCGUCGUCGACGUGGAGACCGAGGCAGAUGGCGUCAAGGUCAUUUGCGAGGAUGGCACCGUGGUAGCGGGCGACAUCCUGAUUGGCGCCGACGGAGUGCGCUCGAGGGUGAGGACCUGCAUGCAGCGCCUCAAGGCCAAAGCCCAGAGUGCCAACGCGGGCGGCGAGAGCGGGAGCAGCGAGGAGGACGGGGCCAAUGCGGCACCUGAAAAGGGCGCCGCCAGCGACGACAAGGAGAAGAGCCCUUACCUGGGUACCUUUCGCAUGCUGUUCGGCAACGUCCCCGGCGGCGCCAUCCCGGACCUGCCCAUGGGCACCAACCACGAGGGCGCGUCCAACGGGCUGUCGACGCAGAUCUUGACGGGCACGACGCAGUCGUGGUGGGCCGUCUACGAGCAAAUCCCGACGCCGACGCACGAGCGCAAGCGGUAUACGGAGGAGGACAAGCAGGCCUUUAUCGAAAAGUACGGCGAUGCCUACAUGGCGCCCGGCAUCACGUUGAAGCAAGUGCUCGAAUACAACUCGGGCGACAUUGGAAUGAUUAGCCUAGAGGAGGGCAGCGUGCCAUCGUGGACGUGUGGCCGCGUCGUGCUCGUCGGCGAUGCGGUACGAAAAGUUGAGCCGCACGCCGGCGCCGGCUUCAAUUCGGGCCUGGCGGACAUCGUCACUCUUGCCAAUAAGCUGUACGCGCUCCUGAACAAGAAGGAGGAGGAGGAUUCCUCAGCAGCUGGCCCGACGACGGCGGAGCUUGAGAGGGCGUUUCAGGAUUACGAGCGCGAGAGGCUCCAGCUCAUGCCGACUGUUGACAAAAUGUGCCGCCGGAGAGCGCGCCAGGUCACCUGGACCAGCUGGAAGUACCGUAUCUACGCGACGUGGAUCGUGAAGCACAAGCCCAUAGUGAAACUGGGCAUAAAAUAUGUGCUCGCGCCCAUCUUCCGCGAUGCCCCCGUGUUGGCCUGGCUGCCGGAGCAUAACCUGCCGAAGCACGAAGUCAAGUACAAAUACCACGGCAGUCAAGGAACUCAAGCAGCAGUCCCUGCUAUUGCUGAAGUCGAGGCGUAA